CGAGCCAGCGCGGAGCCGGCCGUGUCGUCGCGGCCCGUCUUCGCUUCUUCUCCGUCUCCGGCCGAGCCCGCGCGUUGAGAAGGGCAAGGAAGGGACGCCGACAGACGGGAGACGCGAUGGAUGAAACAAGAUGCUGAAGAGAUCGCCAGCUCUUUGGGAGCUUUGCCCAGGGGCACUGGAGUGUGAAAGGAGCACAAAAUGAAAAUGCUUCCCGGUGUUGGGGUGUUUGGGACCGGGAGCUCGGCCCGCGUGCUGGUCCCUCUCCUGAGAGCAAAAGGCUUCUCCAUUGAAGCUCUGUGGGGGAAGACAGAAGAGGAAGCCAAACAGCUAGCUGAGGAAAUGAACAUUUCCUUCUACACAAGUCGAACAGAUGAUGUUUUACUGCACCAGGAUGUAGAUCUGGUUUGCAUCAACAUUCCCCCACCACUCACGCGACAAAUAGCUGUGAAGGCUCUAGGAAUUGGAAAGAACGUAAUCUGUGAGAAAGCCGCUACCUCUCUUGAUGCUUUUAGGAUGGUCACGGCUGCUAGGUAUUACCCCAAGCUCAUGAGCAUCGUGGGCAAUGCCCUGCGCUUUCUACCCGCCUUUGUCAGAAUGAAACAAUUACUCGACGAGCACUACGUCGGCAGCAUCCUGGUCUGUGACGUGCGUGUGUACUGGGGGAGCCUCCUCAGCCAGAAAUACAACUGGAUUUGCGAUGAGCUGAUGGGUGGGGGCGGCCUUCACACGAUGGGCACCUACAUCAUAGACUUGCUGACCCACCUCACAAGCCAGAAGGCCGAGAAGGUCCACGGGCUGCUGAAAACCUUUGUCAAGCAGAACUCAGCCAUCAGCGGCAUCCGUCACGUCACCAGUGACGACUUCUGCUUCUUCCAGAUGCUGAUGACCGGCGGCAUCUGCAGCACCGUGACUCUGAACUUCAACAUGCCCGGGUCCUUCGUUCACGAGGUCAUGAUCGUAGGCUCCGCGGGCCGUCUUGUCGCUCGCGGGAUGGACUUGUACGGCCAGAAGAACGCAGCGGCCCAGGAGGAGCUGCUGUUGAAAGACUCCCUGAAUGUCCACGCGGAGCUUUCCGAGAAGGAAUUUGAAGACAUCCCUCUUCUGUACCUCAAAGGGAUGGUCUAUCUGGUGCAAGCGCUCCGCCUUUCCUUCCAGGAUCAGGAAGACCAGCGGACCUGGGAUCCCAAACCGGUGGCCAUGGCCGCUUCCUUUGAAGACGGACUCUACAUGCAAAGUGUCGUAGAUGCCAUUAAAAGGUCCAGCAGGUCUGGGGAAUGGGAAACAGUGGAGGAGAUGGUGGAAGAGCCUGAUGCCAAUCAGAACCUUUGUGAGGCGCUGCAGAGAAAUAACUUAUAAUGCAGAUAUUCCUGCAAAACAGAACAAUUGGAAACAGAAGUGGGGUGGAAUGGAAGCAGAGGAAAGGGAGAAGGGUAUCUGUGUGUGAAGGGUUUUUAAUCCGGGAGAAUUUUAAAUGUGGCAGGUGUACGUGUCUUUGGUUACUUAAAUUUAAUAACUUGUGUAUUGUUAUGAAAACUUGAAUUGCCAGUUGCACUCAGCGGACAAGGGCUCUGACCCCCACCCCCAAUUCCCAAACAAGAGCUUUUGGGAUGCAAAACUCUCUUCUCCGCCCAGCUCACGUAUUAAUGCAAGUUGAACAUAAUUGGCAUGUAGUGCUUGAGAACGCCGAUCGUUGUUUUUAAAAUAGGAAUUGGAAGUUGUUGAGUUUUUUUUACAGCUCUUUUGAAUGGGAAACAGCUUCCCCAAAGGAAUAUAAGGAGUCAGAUCUUUAGAACUGGUUUUCAAAGAGGAUUAGAAGAAUCAGAAACAGGUGUCUCAUGGCAGAUACACAAUUUUUUGCUACAAUUCAGGGACAAACCGGUAAAGAUGAUGUUCGCGCCUUGGGUUUCC
Pseudonaja textilis is the source of this 1908-nucleotide messenger RNA. RefSeq names its product Gfo/Idh/MocA-like oxidoreductase domain containing 2 (gene GFOD2). Gene Ontology annotation, biological process: extracellular matrix organization. Gene Ontology annotation, molecular function: nucleotide binding. The record is from RefSeq and is a predicted model, not a curated record. Gene Ontology annotation, cellular component: extracellular matrix. Lineage: Eukaryota; Metazoa; Chordata; Lepidosauria; Squamata; Elapidae.